GCACUGGUGUUAGUCACAAGGUUGGACAGCAAAGGUCACUGAAUGUUCUGUUGGUCUGUCACAAAUAUUCAGGAUGCUGAAAACACCGCACAUGCUCCUUCUCCUCUGUCUUGUCGGGGCAGCGAAUGCCCUGUACAAGCAGUGGAUCCCUGACACCAACUAUGAGAAUAAGACCAACUGGGACAAAGGAGCGGUUCCGUGUGGCAAUGACAUCGCUCAGUUUUCAGCCCAAAGAAAAGUGUCUGUGUUUGUGGAGACUCUGCACGCCGUGAAGGAGAUGCGGUUGCCAGUCGAUGGGGAGUUCAUCCUGAAUUCGGGAGCUGGAUUUUUUGUAUUGCCAGGACAAGAUCCAGGCUGUGGACAAGGUGUCGCAACCAAAUUCAAAGACUCCGACUCUCUGCAGUGGUUUGAUCCAGCUCUCUGGCAGGGAGCUGCAACACUGGAUGAUCUGCAGCGUGGAAAUGUCCUGUUCUCAGUCCACGAAGAGAGAGUCCCUUGCCAGUAUGAUGAUGUGGUUUUUAAUGCUCUUUCGUCCUUUAAAGUGGACACCAGCUCCAGUCAGUCCAGCAUUCCUGUGAAAUCUGUGUCUGUGCUUGGGAAGAAGUUUGACAGUGGAUCUGAGUUUUCACAGUAUCUCAGCUCACGCACAGGUCGGCUCCAGUUUCAUGGAUCUUCUGCGGUCACUGUUGGGAAUCCAGGCUGUGGGGACCCUUCUGGCUGCGAGUGUGGGAACUCUGUAAACCACGAGCGGAUCUGUGGCAGUGUCAAAUGUGCUGCUUUGAACUGUAAGAUGCCUCUCAGCCCCGUUGGACACUGCUGUGAGGUGUGCGGCGUCAUCGUCACCGUCCAUUACGCCGGCGGGUUCAACAUGCAGACUUACAGGCAACGGAUCCAUAACCUUUUUCUUAUCUUGCCACAGUACAAAUCCAUCCAGCUGGGCAUUUCUAAAGUGUCCAGGUCACAACGUUUGCUGGUGAUAUUUCCAUUCGGUGCCUCACCUGAGAUCCAGGUGACUAUUCUGGAUGGAGGGGACGGUACACAGGCAGAGGCUCUGGCCUGGGACAUAGUGAAGGAUGUUCGCUCUCAUGGCUCCCACCUUGGAAUCACUGAGGUUGAAUUUCAAGCCUCCUCCGGCAACAGCAGCGACCAGUCUGCAGGCAGUGUAGGAAUGGUGGUCGGAGUUGUGCUAGGAGUUUUAAUGAUUAUUGCGUUCAUUCUCAUCGCGGUUGCCCUGGUUCGCAGGGGUGUUAUUCAAAUGCCGUCAGCGAGGCUUUCUCUGAGCAGCUUUAAGAGAAAUAGUGAUAUUGGGGAACUUGGUGGCCCUCUUGACCAAGGAUUUGCUAACCCAAUGUUUGACAACCUCAACACGCUGCCUAAUAUUCCCGGUCUGCAUAAUUCAAUUUCCAUUACUCAGACAGGUGGUGUGUACUUUGUAAAUCCAGUUUAUGAUGAGAAUGAAACGGAUUUUAACGGCUGAAGCUGCAAUCAACUUGAUGUUAAUGAUUUCCAACAUGAUGAUUUUUUACACACCCUCCACACCAAUAAAUCCGCGUUCAUCUUUAUAAUGUAAUAAUUCAGAAAUGUGAUUAAAAAUACACAUAUGCUGACAGUCAUAAUAACUGAAGGAACUUGUAAGACAAAUAAAAUAAGUGUACCUUU
Molecule: messenger RNA, 1659 nt
Organism: Solea solea (common sole)
Lineage: Eukaryota; Metazoa; Chordata; Actinopteri; Pleuronectiformes; Soleidae
Gene: amn
Product: amnion associated transmembrane protein
Exons: 1
Coding region: 74-1477 (467 amino acids)
Biological process (GO): receptor-mediated endocytosis; intracellular protein localization
Cellular component (GO): apical plasma membrane; endocytic vesicle
Source: RefSeq, a predicted model, not a curated record